AUGGAGGAGGACGUAGGAGGAGGGAGGGAGGAGGACGGAGGAGGAGGGAGGAGGACAGAGGAGGACGGAGGAGGACAGAGGAGGACGGAGGAGGAGGAAGGAGGAGGAGGAGGGAGGCAGAGGAGGAAGGAGGAGGAGGACGGAGGAGGAGGGAGGCGGCAGAGGAGGAGGGAGGAGGAGGAGGGAGGAGGAGGGACGCAGAGGAGGACAGAGGAGGACGGAGGAGGAGGGAGGAGGCAGAGGAGGAGGGAGGAGGAGGAGGCAGAGGAGGACAGAGGAGGACGGAGGAGGGAGGAGGAGGAGGGAGGAGGAGGACGGAGGAGGGAGGAGGCAGAGGAGGAGGAGGAGGAGGAGGACGGAGGAGGAGGGAGGAGGACGGGACGGAGGAGGAGGGAGGAGGCAGAGGAGGAGGGAGGCAGAGGAGGAAGGAGGAGGAGGACGGAGGAGGAGGGAGGAGGCAGAGGAGGAGGGAGGAGGAGGAGGGAGGAGGAGGACGCAGAGGAGGACAGAGGAGGACGGAGGAGGAGGGAGGAGGCAGAGGAGGAGGGAGGAGGAGGAGGCAGAGGAGGACAGAGGAGGACGGAGGAGGGAGGAGGAGGAGGAGGGAGGAGGAGGACUGAGGAGGGAGGAGGAGAGCGGAGGAGGAGGGAGGACGGAGGAGGACGGAGGAGGAGGGAGGAGGACAGAGGAGGACGGAGCAGGAGGGAGGAGGAGCGGGGAGGAGAGCGGAGGAGGAGGGAGGACGGAGGAGGAGGGAGGACGGAGGAGGAGGGAAGAGGACAGAGGAGGACGGAGGAGGGCGGAGGAGGACGGAGGAGGACGGAGGAAGCAGAGGAGGACAGAGGAGGAGGGAGGAGGCAGAGGAGGAGGAGGACAGAGGAGGAGGGAGGAGGACAGAGGAGGAGGGAGGAGGCAGAGGAGGAGGAGGACAGAGGAGGAGGGAGGAGGACAGAGGAGGAGGGAGGAGGCAGAGGAGGAGGAGGACAGAGGAGGAGGGAGGAGGCAGAGGAGGAGGACAGAGGAGGAGGGAGGAGGAGGAGGACAGAGGAGGAGGAGGACAGAGGAGGAGGGAGGAGGAGGAGGACAGAGGAGGAGGGAGGAGGACGGAGGAGGACGUCUCAUACUUUCUGGGCACUAAUCCAAAGUUUAUGGAGAUGUGGUUAG
Molecule: messenger RNA, 1164 nt
Organism: Knipowitschia caucasica
Lineage: Eukaryota; Metazoa; Chordata; Actinopteri; Gobiiformes; Gobiidae
Source: the annotation of a GenBank genome assembly